AUGAGUCUUACAGAUAAUGAUGAUAAUUUUACCGAACAAGUUGGGGAAGAUGGCCAAGUUUUGGUAAAAGUUCCAAAGUCUCGUAUAGAUUCUGCAUUUAAUGAGUUUAGAGAAACAGGAAGAUUCGUAGAUUGCCAGUUCCAGGUCAAACAAGGUAUCAUUUCAUGCCAUAGAGUUAUAUUAUCCAAAUAUUCAGAUGUUUUCCUGGAAUUAUUCAGUAAAUUGCCAAAUGAUGAAAAUCAUAUUAUCAUCGACAUUCCUUUUUGCCUCAACGAAGAGUCUUUUAAAGAUGUUAUUGAUUUUAUAUAUACUUUCUCCAUUAAAGUCACUCCCAAAACCAUUGCGGACAUACUAAUCACGAGUUAUCUCUAUGGUAUUGAAGAAUUAGUUGCAAUUGCAACUGAUUAUUUCUUAGAAGCACUAGAUGGUGAAAAUGUGCUCGAUAUAACAGAAAAAUUCAAGUUUAGUUUAUCCAAUGAGACCAUUCAAAAAUAUCCGGCCUUAUAUCAGAACUAUCUGCAAUUAAUACAAAACAGUGGUUUAUUUGCUUCCAUAAUUGCUAAGAAAUUUACGAAUUAUCCACGUCAAAAAAUUAUGGACAAAAUUCCGACAUUUUUAGUAGCUGAUAUUAUGAAAAACUUGAACUACGAAACUAUUAAUGAUAUUUCCCAGUACCCAUCUAUAAAUGAUUUCAUUAUUGAAUUUAUAGAUAAAUUUGUUGAAGGAAAACAACUCUCCGACCUUGACAAAGAGUGUCUUUCAAAGGUGAUAGACUGGUCUGACCCAGAAUCAUACCAAUACUUCGUUUAUCAUCAGUGCGAUUGGGUCACAUCUUCAAUCUCCCGAAGAAUGUUCGAUAAAAUACUUAAUAUGCGUAGGAAUUCAAUUCCUUCCAUUGAAAAUCAAGUUUCUAACCUGAAAUCUAACUCGCAUCAUUUUCUUGGCGUAUUAAGUCUAUUACAGCUCAUUGUUUCCAGCAAAGGCGAGACAGAAGUUAGUGAAUGCAACAUUCUGAAGUCGAUAGGAACACUUUGGAACACUGUUAAACCAUUUAAUCCGUUGACUUACAAUUUUGUACAACUUUCAGCCGAUACGUCACCUCCUUUAUGUCCUCACAUGUCAGUACAAAACAUGUUUGUCGAUAAUGAAGAAUAUUACUUCGCUCAUUCCGCAUAUGCAAGUGAAGAUAUUGAACCUUACAAGAAAUCGUUAAAAGUAGGUAUUACUUUUGACAUUCAUACCAUGGAUGGUCGAGAUAUCCAUGCAAACCUGAGAAAUCAGAAAAUGGACAUUAGAACUCCCGCCAAGAAGAAAGAUAAAGGUUUACCGCUUAAAAUCUCUACGUGCACGGAUUAUGAUACAUCAUCAAUAGAAAUUUUUUGCAGUCAACAAUCGCAUUACAUUUCUAUUUUUGGUUUGAGAAUAUCUUUCAUAGAUAUUAUUGGAAAGUUUGUUUUGAAAUAA
Messenger RNA from Trichomonas vaginalis G3, 1464 nucleotides. RefSeq names its product HL07962P-related family. NCBI's taxonomy places the organism in Eukaryota, Parabasalia, Trichomonadida, Trichomonadidae. The transcript has a single exon. Gene Ontology annotation, molecular function: protein binding. The record is from RefSeq and is a predicted model, not a curated record. Bases 1 to 1464 code for a protein of 487 amino acids.